CACCAAUCCCCCUUAACAUUUGGCGCUUAGUUCUAUAUUCACCCGAGUACCCCGUAGCAGUCGGAAUCUUGGUCCUUCUCGUGGCCUACUUGCACUUGCAACGACCCCACCUGUAUGUGUGCGUUGAAUGGUAGUAAUGUCCUCAUCAUACUGGACCUCUGCUCUAAGGCACUUCCCAACGACUCACAAUAUGUGGCUCUGAAGAUAUACCUGGCCGGUAAAGCGGGAAAGAAACCACAAGUUGAACAUCUACGACUGGAUCCACUGCACGGGGACGAUCACCCGGGCAAAAGUUGCAUUUGCAAGCUUUUGACUCACUUCUCCAAUAAAGGCCCGAAGGGACAAUACCUAUGCCUGGUGCAUGGACCAUUAGACAUAAGCGCAAACGAUGUAUCAAAGUGGAUUCUGGGCAGAAUGAUGGCUCUUGAAGGAAUGAAAGCAUGUAUUCGGCAGCUGCUUAUUGGCCUGGGUUUUUUACAUUCCGUACCCCGUGUUAUCGAUACCGACCUCCAGCCGAAUAACUUGCUCAUGCCCGCGCCAGAUAAAACAGCGCUCGCUAGUUUCGAAGAGAAGGAGAACAAGUCUCCAUCGCCAAAAAAGAUUUUUCAACGAGCGGAAAAUUUAUACCUCGCCAUUCUUCCCAUGACGCAAUGGGAUACCCCUUUUAAGUGACUUUGGUGGGGCUCGAGUUGAUGACGGAGAGGAGCAUGGAGAAAUCAUCAUGCCAAAUCCCUAUCAAGCAACGGAAGUGAUCCUCAAGGCAAACUGGGACCGCGAGGUGGAUAUAUGGAAUGCUGCCAUGAUUGUACGUGCGUUUAAGCCCUUUAAUACUAUGCGGCCAUUAACCUCGUCACUCAUUGAAGGCCUGGGAUAUUGUCUGC
This is a messenger RNA of Aspergillus alliaceus, 881 nucleotides long. RefSeq lists its product as uncharacterized. Lineage: Eukaryota; Fungi; Ascomycota; Eurotiomycetes; Eurotiales; Aspergillaceae. Gene Ontology annotation, molecular function: protein kinase activity; ATP binding. The coding region runs from base 115 to 672 and encodes 185 amino acids. The record is from RefSeq and is a predicted model, not a curated record. The transcript has 2 exons. Gene Ontology annotation, biological process: regulation of mRNA processing; spliceosomal complex assembly; protein phosphorylation.